Ambispora leptoticha is the source of this 1443-nucleotide messenger RNA. Lineage: Eukaryota; Fungi; Glomeromycota; Glomeromycetes; Archaeosporales; Ambisporaceae. The record is from the annotation of a GenBank genome assembly.
AUGUUCACAAAGAAUAAAAUUAUUUCUCAAUCAAAUAAAGAAAUUCAAGUCCCACUUCACGAAGUUAACGUUAUAAUCGAGCCAUUUGAGUAUGAACUUAAACAAGCAUACAAACCCACAGUUACUCGAAAGAUGCACAACCCAAUAAGAAAAACUUCGUCGCGUAUUGCGUCACUUAGGGCUUAUAAUCCCUUUGUUGUGAAUAAGGAAAAUGAUUCUGACGACGAAGGUACUUUGAAUCUUCGAGGAGGAAAAAAGCGCCGAGUGGGAACGUUCGAACGACAAUUGAGAAAAGUGUUAAAGGAAGAUAAUGAAGAGGAGGAAGAAGAGAAAGUGGAACAAGUACAAGUUAUCAAAUCUAAAAGAACUCGACAAGUAAUUGCUGUGCAUGAAAGAGACGAAAAAGGUUGGGAACGAUACUUCGCAGACCAUAGCGCAUCAUCAGCCCGAACUUCAUUUCACACUCUUUCGAAACUUCCCGCGUUCGAACAAAAGGAUUUGAUUGAAACUAUCAAUUCGCUACCGUUAAAACACCAAGAUCAAUUAGAUCUUAUUAGCAAAAAAUACGAGACUUUAUUCUCUCAAUGGUAUUAUCAACUCAGAUGUGGCUUUAAUAUAAUAUGUUACGGAUAUGGUUCCAAACGAGGAAUACUUGAGAAAUUCGCACGUGCACGAGACGAUAUACACGUCCUCACUAUAAAUGGAUUCAUGCCCAAAACCACGCUCAAAACCAUUUUACGCGACAUUAUUCAAGGUUACUUGAAUGAACAACCACGCGGCUCAAUGGAACAACAGACGAAAAACAUUGUCACAUACUUUUCAGCCCCAAAUUGCGAAAUCGAUAAAUUGUACCUGGUUUUCCACAAUAUUGACGCUCCACAACUUCGCGCUGAACAAACGUACCACUGUCUCAGCAUCAUUGCUUCUUGCCCAAAUAUCUGUCUUAUCGCCUCUACGGAUCACAUCAACAUCGGGCUGCUAUUCGAUCAGAUGACCACGUCUCGUUUCAAUUGGCUAUGGUUUGAAUUGGCCACCUUCCAACCCCACAAGAUCGAACACAGCUUUCAAAACUCGUCGUUAAUGAGUAGCGAAUCUGAAUUAAGCCCGCAAGCAGUUUAUCACGUUUUAUCAAGUUUGUCUCAACGUGCACGUGGUGUAUUCAAGACUUUGAUUGAACAUCAGAUUGCCGAAGCCGAAAAGUCAAGCAAACAUCUCAAGCCUAAAGACACGGGAAUAGAAUAUAAUAUAUUGUAUGAUAAAUGUAGGAGAGAAUUUCAUGUCAAUAGUGAUAAUACAUUCCGGGGACAUCUAACCGAAUUCCGCGAUCAUCGCAUAAUUCAGUCUUAUCGAAGCGCUUAUGGAACUGAUAUCCUUUACGUUCCACUGGAUUCUGACAGGUUGAAGGGUAUUGCUGAGAAAUUAGAAGAACUGGGUGAAGAUUAG